This is a messenger RNA of Esox lucius (northern pike), 3234 nucleotides long. RefSeq names its product A kinase (PRKA) anchor protein 17A (gene akap17a). NCBI's taxonomy places the organism in Eukaryota, Metazoa, Chordata, Actinopteri, Esociformes, Esocidae. The transcript has 9 exons. Bases 151 to 2280 code for a protein of 709 amino acids. Gene Ontology annotation, molecular function: nucleic acid binding. The record is from RefSeq and is a predicted model, not a curated record.
UCAACUCGGAAGUUUAUGCCAGUAACUAGCUAGCUUCAUUUGCGGUGUCGAAAACGCCAGUUAACUGACUUUUUUGGAUUAAACUGUUGUUUGUACCUAUGCAAACAGUUUAGUGAAUACAUUUAGCAGCUGUUGAAACAGCGCUCUGUCAUGAUGACUACCAUAGUCCAUGACACCACUGAGGCAGUGUGCCUGUGUCAGGAGUACAACUUGUUCCUGAAACCCAUCGCUAAGGUGACGGUGAGUGUGGCACUGCCCCAGCUGAAGCUUCCUGGGAAGAGCAUAUCUAACUGGGAAGUGAUGGAGAGGGUAAAAGCCAUGGUGGCUCCUGAACAGUUCUCUGCCCUCAGGAUCUCUAAGAGCACCAUGGACUUCAUCCGCUUCGAGGGGGAGGUGGAGAACAAAGGAGUGGUGAAGAUCCUGUUGGCCAAACUUGACGGGAAGAGCAUCAAGCUCAGUGGCUUCACUGAUAUACUGAAGGUUCGUGCGCUGGAGAAUAAAAUGGACUUCCCCACACGUUACGACUGGGAUUCAUUUUUCCGUGAUGCGAAGGACAUGAAUGACACGGUUCCAGGGGAGAGACCAGACACCAUCCACCUGGAGGGUCUGCCCUGCCGCUGGUUUACCCAGCCCGAAGGGCCCCCCGACCGGCCCUCCGAAACCGCCCUGCGCGCUGUCUUUCAGGGCUUUGGGCCAGUGCGUCACGUAGACAUUCCAAUGCUGGAUCCAUACAGAGAGGAGACUCUGGAUAAGAACUUCAACACCUUCACCUUUGGCGGCCAUCUUAACUUUGAGGCGUACGUCCAGUACCAGGAAUACGAUGGCUUUGCCAAGGCCAUGGACACACUGAGAGGCAUGAAGCUCAUGUACAAAGGAGAGGAUGGCAAGGCUGUGGCCUGCAACAUUAAGGUGACCUUUGACACCAGUAAGCACCUGAGUGAUGUGGCUGUGAAGAAACGCCAGCAGGAACGACUGAAACUCCAGGAGCUGGAGAGACAGAGGGAGGAGCAGAAACGCAAAGAGAAGGAGGAGGAGGAAAAACGCAAGGAGGAAGAGAGGAAACAGAAGGAGGCAGAGGAGGAGGAAAAAGAGAGGAAGAGGGAGGAGAGGAUACGGAAACGUGAGCAGAAGCUGAGAGAGCGGGAGGAGAGGCGGACUCUGAAGAAGGUGAAGAAGAGGCAGGAGGAAGAGCAGAAGAAGCUGCAGAUGAAGAUUGCAUCAGAGGAGAGAAGGCUGUUGUUGGCUCAGAGAAACCUGGAGUCUAUACGUCUAAUGGCUGAACUACUGGGCCGGGCCAAGGCUCAGAAACAGCAGCAGCAGGAGAAGGAGAGAGCGGAGAGAGAGAAGCAGGAGAAGGAGGAGUUAGCCAGGCAAAAGGAGGAGUUGGCUCGACUGGAGCGGCUUGAGGCCUGCAGACGGGAGCAGGAGGCGGAGCUGCGACGUGUGGAGUUGGAGAAGGGGCGUGCCUUGGAUCUGCAGCGUCGAGAGAGAGAGCUGCGGGAGAGACUGGUUGGUAACCUGCUGAAGAAGGCUGGGGGUGAGGGGGAGAGCCUGACCACCACCACCCAGCCCCCGGCCCCGACGAUGCCCAGGGGAGACUGCUCUGACCCGGGAAAGACGGGCAGGGCCCUGGAGGUGAACGGCGUCAGAGAGAGGGGGGAGGAGAGACCCAGAAGUUCCAUACGACCGCACGUCGCUGAGAUGGGGGAGAGGGAGGAGAGGCGACUAGGCAGGGAAGACAGGAGAAGUGGCAUGGAGGAGGUGCGAGGGUACAGGGAGAGAAGCAGAGAGGUGAGGGAGAGGCGUAGAGAGAGGGAGAGGAGUCGUUCCCACAGCCGGGGCACGAGGAGGAACGACCAUAGCAGGAGAAGAAGCUCUAGCAGAAGGAGGAGUGAAAGUCGGAGGAGAAGAAGCGAAAGCAGACAGAAGAGAACUUCUAGUUCAAAGAGGAGAGGGAGAAGUGAUAGCAGGAGGAGGAGUGGUAGUCGUAGCCACAGGAGACGCAGUCCCAGUGGACGGGGCCACACAAGCAGGAGCUCCAGCCUUGAUUGGAGCAGAAGCUCUAGUGGGAGGAGCCACAGCAGAGGAAGGGGGAGGCAUAGAUAUAGUCGACAUAGAGACAGCGGGAGCAGAUCUGGUAGCAGCAGUUCUAGGAGCAGGAGUGGAGAGAGGAGCAGGGAGAAAGACAAGAGUAGACCCAGGAGUAAAGACUGUAGUAGAGACAGAAACAGGGAGUCCAGGAAGCGUAGCAGCAGUCGUUCUCAUUCCAGACGGCACUGAACUGGGAACAGCCAGGUGAUGCAGCAGGACCUGGUGACUGUUACUGAUGACCAGUCAGGGAGGGCAUGAUGUCCACUGGUUCUCUGGACCUUUUCUGCUUCCCCCAAUUCUCUUCGUUAAUCUGCAGUCAGUUGAUUCAAUGACUAUAAGGUUAAAUAAUGCUUUACUUCUAUUAGGUUCUAUUUGACCUGUAGUGUCAAAUCCAUAUUUACUGUUGACUGAAAAAUGUUUUCCCAUGUAAAAAGAUGCCCAAAAGAAUGUGUGGUUUAAUGAUCACACUGAAUUGCCUGGUUUGUGUUUCAGUACAGUGUUUUUUUCCCGGGAGCAGGUGGGGGAGUGGAAUUGGGGUGGGGGGGGGGGGGGGGUUCUGGGUACUGUAGUUCAGUGUUGCUGGGAUGCAGGGAUCUGUAGUCCUAUGUAGACCAUAGAGUGGGGUGCAGUAACUGGACAGCUGUAGUUCAAGUUUGUUUUUAACCCAAAUACGAAGACCACCGAGCCAAAGACCACCACCAAUGAGUUGCCCGGACACAUGAAUCUGACCAGAAGAGACGGUUUUAGUUUUAACUUAGUUAUUAUAGAGGUCACUGUAGUUUAAAGACGAUUCUGUACGUUUUUUUAAGAUGGGUGUUUUGAUGACAGAGUUGUUGGGGGAUCAGUGAGUUAAACCCACCCCCCACCCCCACGACAGGAGCCUAUUUUCAGAGUGUUCGUUAAUUGUAUGCUGUUUUUUUCAGUUAAAUCCAGGAGCCUGUUUGUCUGUGUAUGAGACAAAUGUCAUUGCCUUACUGAUAUAUGCAGAGCGGAGUGUGUGGUACGUUGUAUAUUAUGAGUAGUUUAAACGUUAGGGUUCCAGGAGGCUGUAUUGUAUAUAUUCUCAUUCUUCUGCUCUGCCGGGCAUCUGCAUGUCCUCAACACUGUCGUUUUGUUUGUUGAAAUAAAGAAUCUGAAAAAUUA